Electrophorus electricus (electric eel) is the source of this 5676-nucleotide messenger RNA. RefSeq names its product leucine rich repeat transmembrane protein 2a (gene lrtm2a). Lineage: Eukaryota; Metazoa; Chordata; Actinopteri; Gymnotiformes; Gymnotidae. Gene Ontology annotation, cellular component: plasma membrane. The record is from RefSeq and is a predicted model, not a curated record. Gene Ontology annotation, molecular function: protein binding. Gene Ontology annotation, biological process: positive regulation of synapse assembly; axonogenesis.
UCCUGCUACACGCCUCACUGCACACACAGACGGAGGAGGCACGCACACACACAUGCAGGCAUGCGUGUAGGGUGAAGGCUACCCCGAGGAUAGCACAAGCUUUGAGAGAUACACAGGGGCGCCUGCACACCCACGCACAUACACACGUAUUUGUGCGCUCACACACACACACAUGCUCACAGAAAGGCACAUGUUGUGGAGUCAGUGGCAUACCAUCACAGACCGGACUGAGCGAUCAGCUGUGAACCACAGAGACUCUGAGACUGGGAAUAAACCCACUCACUCUAUGCGGGUAUGACAGCAAAGGCUUUGCAGGAUUCAACUCUCCCUUCUUGAUCUUUCUCUUCUUGGUUAUUCUAAUUAGCUUUUUCCUCCUUUAUAACACCUCCUAUUUCUUUAUCUUUUUUGGAUUGCUGUUGCUACUGUCAGCAGAAGAUUAUUUUCAUUUCCCUAUCGGAGGAUUAUAGAAGCAGCUCCUGUGUUUCUCCGUUUUGGUCCCCCAUCCCCCCCAAAAAAAACCCUGCCAGUAUUCGGGGAGGUUAGAGCUGAGAAGGGCGGCGGACAAAGAGGGGACUCUCUCUCUGCUUGAUGACUGUGUGCCCUGUGCCGCUGAGAGUUGGCACUGACACACACUGAUGCCUAGCCAGGUCUGAGCCAGGCACACACAGGCACAGACCAGACACAGCUGUGGAGAGGUAGACGUGCAGCCAUGGGACUCUCCACUAGACCUGUGGCGAGGCCCUCCAGGAGGACCACUCAGAGCAGCCCUGCACUGCCCUGCGUGCUCUACCUGCUGGUUGUGCAGCUACAGCCUUGCUCCAGCUGCCCACCUGUGUGUGUGUGCAGCUCUUCAGAGGUGGACUGCAGUGGGCGGGACCUGGCUGCACUCCCCAUCCUGUCCUCGCUGCCAUCCACCACACGCACCCUCCUCCUACUCAACAACCACCUCUCGUCACUGCCUGUCAUGGCCUUUGCCAACCUCAGUUCCCUAGAAAGGCUGGACUUGUCCAACAACUAUUUGGACAACCUGCCGGCCGGCCUGUUUGCUGAGCUGGCCACCCUGAGUGACCUCAGUUUGAGGAACAACAGUCUCACUGCUCUGGACCGUCACAUCCUGCAGGGUCUGGUGGGCCUGCGGCGGUUGGAUGUGUCUCUGAAUGGCUUGGCCGUUGUGCCGCUGGGCCUACUGGACAAGCAGCAGGGACUCACGUGGCUCUCCCUGGCUAGCAACAGGCUGCAGGCACUGGAAAGGGCAGCCUUUGAGCCACUGAUGAACCUACAGCAUCUGGAGCUAGGCUCCAAUCCAUGGGAGUGUGACUGCAACUUACGCGACUUCAAGCACUGGAUGGAGUGGCUAAUCUACCGAGAAAGCUACACAGAUGGUGAGAGCACUACAUGGGGAUAUGUCGAUGCUGUGGAGUGCACCCUCCCCAAAGACCUCAGGGGGCGGGACAUUCGGACCGUUCCAGUGGAGAUGUUCAACUACUGCCUCCAACUAGAGGAUGAAAAUGGGGUUGGGGCUGGAGUGAUGAGCGGCGGCUCUCCACCAUGUGCAAGGGCGACCGCUGCUCCUUCACCUGAAAGCACUGUGGUCCAAACUGAGACCGAGCCACCAGACUGCGUUAAGCAGCGCUACCGGCCUGUGAGCGUACGGCGGGCCAUUGGCACGGUGGUGAUUGCCGGUGUGGUGUGUGGGAUCGUGUGCAUCAUGAUGGUGGCAGCAGCUGCGUACGGCUGCAUUUACGCUUCCCUGAUGGCCAAGUAUCAACGCGAGCUGAAAAAGAGGCAGCCCCUGAUGGGGGAUGGUGAGGCAGAAGCUGACCCCGAAGAAAAACAGAUCUCAUCAGUUGCGUAGAAGUCCAAGUCAGGGUCAGUGUUCAGACACCCCCAUUUAACCAAUUUGUAUACUUUGAAUCCAAACACACAGAUGACAGCUUGCAUCUCUCCUACCUUUUUUGUCCCUUUCCACUCCACAAAAGACAAACUACAGGUAUUUUUUCACAUUAACACUUGGAGCAACAGGAUUCAGUUUCACAUGAUGUACCCGCUUUUAAUGCCUGUUAAAAGACUUUUGAUUAUAGUUCCCCAGGACUAGAGGCCCAAUUAGCACUUUAAAACUCAACCCCUCCACCUUGCUCCUGGUCUUGGACAGAAGAAUUUCAGAGAUGAAAAAUGAACACAUGCUGUCAAGCAUUGUUCAGCACUGUACUCUUUAGUUGCUAACAUUAGCCUCUGCACUAGCAGCUAGUUCUACUGGAGACUCUAUUUCACUGUCAAUGACAAAUCAUGUUAUGAAUAUCUCCAUGUUAUUAAAUAAUAUAUAUUAUAUACUAUGUAUGGUGAACCCACUUUUCCUGGUCUAUCUGUGUAUUCCUGUUUCCAUACCUAGUACUGAAUUGUCUUUAGCACACUGUUAUGUUCUGUGAGUUUGUUUUUAUGAUAUUUAUAUGGUACUGCUGCUCUGCCAUGUUCAUAUACAGGAGAAAACCUUUAUUUCUAGGAAACCCAACUAGUAAAGUCAGUUUUGUUAAAUAACGCUUAGGGUGUGAGUUCAGUCCAGUUGUUUAUAUUAAAAGAGUGUUGGCAAAUUUAAAAGAACCUCAGGAACUGAUAAAAUUAGAACAAGUGAGAUUAUACUAAUUGAUUUGAGACCCUAGGGCUACAGCUGGGUGUAGGGUGCAACAAAGAGUGGCUGCUGUUCCACUCUACAAAUACAACCAAGUAAGAGCAGCAACAAUAAACAUUCUGACCCUUUUAAGACAUACAUUAUCUACCAAUGUGCUUGUUUGUUUCAAUAUGGAUUGGAAUAUCUACUAGCAGCCAGAACAGAAUGAAAUAAAAUGAGCCUGAUAUGUUGUUUGUCAUAUGAAAAUGGAAUAAACUAAAUUAAGUUGCAAGUUUAUUCCAUAACUACAACUAUAUUAAGUUGAAAGCAUAUUCCAUAACCUAAGUGCUGGUAGAAUAUGCUCAAAUAUAUUUUCAAUAUGUGACAUAUUUCUAUGCUUUUGAAACAUAUGAGGUAGGUUGUAAUGUGAAAAUGGGAGGAUGGCUGCUACUGUGUGCUGAGUUUUGUACUGUUGGACUAGUUUAUAUAACCAUGUUUAGCCUAAUUGUAUGAUUUCUGACUUACACAUAGGUCCAAGCUUUACUAAGAUAUCAGUAACUAUUAAAAGCUUACAGGAAAAUACAGCAUUACAAUUUUUACUGAGAAGACCCUAGGUUCCACAGUUUAUUGGGAUUAUAUUAGGAGCUAGACACAGAUUUCACAAAAGAAGUAAUUCCUCUAAAACAGUUAAUUGUGGGUAAUGUUUCCACAUGUUAGCAGCCACAUGAGAAAGCAACUAAGUGAAGCUAUUGGUGGGGUGUCUUAAUCUUUCCCUACCUAAUUAACUACAUCAACUACAGUUCAUAUUUUCUGACAACAUGUAGCAAAACAUAGGUCCAGUAGGUGUAAACUAACUAUCAGUUUACAUUUCCAAAUGACUGAAGGGUUAGUGUUUCUCUGCACUUGAUUACUGUAUGCAGAUGUACAACACUAUAUGCAUGAUUCCAGCACGUGAUACUACUGUAUUUACAAAUUCAGUGAAAGGCACACAUAUCAAACUACUCAAAUGGUGUAGUACAUGACUGUCAGUACGUAACAAAACUCUAAUCCAAAUGAACCAAAGGUGUGUAUUAUUUUAAAGCUAGGGCAAUGUGAUGGUAGUGCUGUAGUGAAUUGCAAAAUCUCUAUGGCUGAACAAUUUGGAUAGAAUUAAAUGGACAUUUCAGUCAAAUGAUGUCAUGCUCAUUGUCAACACUUUCAAUGAUGUAGUUGUAUCACCAUCAUUUAGCUGAACUAUUUGUUUAAGCAUAUCUUUCAGCUCUGGUAGACUGCCUUUCUUGCUUGCACCAUAUCACACUCUGCUGUUUUCUACUGAGAUUUCAUCUUACACAGAAGAUGACUACUUUAUAGUUGCUUUGUUACUUAUAUGUGUAAACAUAAGGCAAGAGCAUGUAACUAUAAAUUUAAAACAGAAAAGAAUAAAACUACAAAAACAAGCAUAUCAUGUAACUGUGGAAUAGGGUGCAAUCGUGUCAUCUAGAGGAAAAAUUUCCCAAAGUGAAAAAAGUGCAAUACUAAAUUGUGAAUUGAACAAUACUAAAUUGUGAAUUGAACAAGAUUUACAGUUGUGUAUUAAACUACAGUAAAGUUUAAUUCACAGCUAGCAUUAGACAGUUCUCACUUUAAUUAUAACUCAUUUAUGUUCACGUGUCAUUGUGCAAAAUGAUGGCUAAUUUGUCUAUCAUCAUUAAUACCUACAGUACAAAGUCUUUGAUGUAUCUAAUUGUUAAAAGUCAUAAUUUGAGCAAACAAUGUCCUCCAAAAUAUUAGGACAGAGUAGUCACAACACAUUUUUGUUGGAAGGUCAAGCAAUUUCGUUUGCAGAUGAAAACAUGAAGGCAAAAGCACUGAACUUCAUCUAUCAUUUCUCUGGGGAUAUUGCAAUAACUAUGAUCACCAAAUGCUCCAUACUCUCUGUGUCCUUUUUUUAAGUACAGAAUGCAUAAAAGGAAAAACCUGAACUAGCCAAGACAGCCAUCCAGGCUCAAACCAUUCAAGCACUUAUUUAACUUCUUCAAAGGGAUUCUUAUUUAAGAAAUGCUUCACUGCAAGAAAUGACUGCAGGAAAAGCAAAUAACUCAAAUAACCUUUUUUUGCUUUUAGGCUUCAGUUAUUACUUUAAAAUAUUUAUUUCCAACAGUGACAAAAAGGCAAAUAUUACAAAAUGUCUUCAGAAAUCCUCCAAAAUAAAACAUCAUGUAUUUUGCUAUAUAUAAUGAUUUAUAUCUCUAAUCCUAACUGCUUGACUACUGCAAAAAUAAAAAUUAUAUACUCCAAUAAAUUAGGAAGACACUGUAUAUAAGGUACACAUAAAUACAUAUAUAUUUUGUUAUUUCAAAAUUAAAAAUGUAAAAGUCUUGCCAGAAUCUGACUACAAAAAAAAUAAAAGAACGAAUGGGUGUUUUACCUUACCAUGAAUAAAAGCACAGAAAUAGAGUCAAAUGGCUGUUAUACUAUUAAAAUGAUCCACAUUAAGAAGCAAAAAGACCACAAACCUGACACUAAGAGUCAUACACCAAGUUCAUAUAGCUUGCCAUUUCAGUUUCAUGUCUGAUGGCAUUUCUAGUCUAUUUCAUACCCUGAUUCAAGCAGCUAAUAAAAACAAGACAAAUGCACAAUAAUAAUUAAUUUUGAACAACCUUAUGAACAUCCUAAAAUGGGCACUAUUUAAAGAAGCAUUGUGCUUUGUUAUAUCAUUUGUUUAACCAUUCUUUUUUAUUUAUUAGUAAGUUCAGCCUUGUGUAUUGGUCAAAUUCCAUUCAGUACAGAAGCUGCAGUUUAUUUGAGACAAAACUGGUCAAUCUGAAUAGCAGAAUGUAACUGCUGUCUUGUUUACUGUCUGCAUGCCUCUGAGCCCCAGCAACACAUGUGAAUACAGGGCUAGAUUACAAAUGAUAUCCAUUUCCUCAAAACUAAGAGGUACUAGCUCCUCUGUGACAUAUGGAGUGAGAGACAUUGCCCCUUGAAGUGGGCCUAAUGCAUCUCCUUAAACUUUUUUUGAGUUAUGAUUUAUUUGUCUCUAUUUACCUCUAUAUUACCUCUGUAUAUCUCUGUACCUCUUUAUCUAUUUU